AUGGUGUACGAAAGCGAUUUUUACACCACCAGGAGGUACCGUACCUCACCCUCCGUUUCUUCUUAUACAUCUUCGAAAAGGGAGAUUCCGUGGGAAAAGGUGCCGUUCGUUCCAAGACCAAGCCUCGUCCCAGAUCCGAUCACCGCUUUCGGCAAAAGAAAACCCGAUAGACCCGAACCGAAAAGAUCGAUUCUUCACCCCGCUGAGCGCGAAAAGAUUCUUCCCCAAGCCGGGAUUUUGCUCGAACCGCCAAAACCCUACGUUUCAGCUAGGGAUCAGACCAGGGAGAAAGUUUUUGAGUCAAUAAGGCGUCAGGAAAGUCACAGAGAAGAGUCUAUGGAUACCUUGCUGCCUAGGUUGCAUAGGGUUGCUGAAUGCCCCGAUUUGCCAUACAAACGCCGUUUGGUCCAAGGCUCAGACCUGCCCCCAGUCUGGUAAAAUUGUUUUAUGGUAGAGGAUCACAUUCUUAAAGGUGUAUAUUAGGGUGAGCCAAAAAAACUAACCUAUCGGAUUUAUGGGUUAAAAUGAACCUACAUACCGAGCAAAAAAUUUCCCUGCAAGGCAAAAUUUUUUGCUCAAUCUUUUUUCAUUAAAAAGACUAUAACUUUUGAACCGUUUGAGAUAAAAAUUUUUACGUCGCGGAUUCUUGUAGAGCAUAAAAUUUCCCAAAGAAUCUAUACCAGG
Messenger RNA from Brassicogethes aeneus, 684 nucleotides. The record is from the annotation of a GenBank genome assembly. NCBI's taxonomy places the organism in Eukaryota, Metazoa, Arthropoda, Insecta, Coleoptera, Nitidulidae.